This is a messenger RNA of Manduca sexta (tobacco hornworm), 3109 nucleotides long. Its product is annotated as RNA cytidine acetyltransferase. The record is from RefSeq and is a predicted model, not a curated record. Gene Ontology annotation, biological process: rRNA acetylation involved in maturation of SSU-rRNA. Bases 124 to 3090 code for a protein of 988 amino acids. Lineage: Eukaryota; Metazoa; Arthropoda; Insecta; Lepidoptera; Sphingidae. Gene Ontology annotation, cellular component: nucleolus; 90S preribosome. The transcript has 18 exons. Gene Ontology annotation, molecular function: tRNA binding; 18S rRNA cytidine N-acetyltransferase activity; ATP binding.
UGACAAAUGACACAUGUCACACCAAUAAACAUGCCGAUUGCCGAUUCGUGUGCCGUUUUUGCUAGGGAUUGAGGUUAUAAAAUUGAAUCAAAAGUAAACUAAGUUGUGAAUAAAUAUAUAAUAAUGGUUAAGAAGAAGAUAGAUAAUCGUAUUAGGGUGAUGAUAGAGAAUGGAGUCAAGUUGGGACAUCGCACGAUGAUUUUACUCGUUGGGGACAAAAGUAGAGAUCAGGUGCCUAUUCUGUAUGACAUGCUGGUCAAAUCAACAGUAAAAGCUCGUCCGACGGUUCUGUGGUGCUAUAAAAAUAAAGAUGAAGCUAUAAGCAAUCAUGGCAGAAAAAGAGCGAAAAAGAUAGCAGCUGGUAAACUGGAAGUUUCGGAGGAGUCUCUGUUUGACGCAUUCAGGGUUGCAACAACAAUUCAUGGUCGAUACUACUCUGAGAGUCACACCAUGCUAGGUCAGACAUAUGGCAUGUGUGUGCUGCAGGACUUUGAAGCUCUUACACCUAAUCUAAUGGCUCGAACAAUAGAAACUGUGGAAGGAGGCGGGCUAAUUAUUUUCCUGCUUAAAACCAUGGAUUCAUUACGGCAACUGCAUUCUAUAACAAUGGAUGUCCACUCGAGGUUUAAGACAGAAGCGUAUGACACAGUGGUAAAUCGGUUCAAUGAGAGAUUUUUACUGUCAUUGGCUGAUAACCCCAGGUGUUUAGUGCUGGAUGAUUCACUCACAGUAUUACCAAUAUCAUCGAAAACUGCACAAGUGGACCCAGUAGAUGCUACACCUGAGCGCGUUAACCCAAAGUUGACAGACUUAAUAUCGUCUUUAUCCGACUCGCCACCAGCUGGCCCAUUGGUGGCUCUAUGUAGGACGUAUGAACAGGCCACAGCUCUCAUAGCGCUCAUUAAUACCCUCGCUGAUAAACAGACUAGACCACCUCACUGCCUCACAGCGGCGCGCGGGCGAGGCAAGUCGGCGUGCCUCGGACUCGCGGUCGCUGCGGCCGUGUCCCUCGGAUACGUCAACAUAUACGUCACGUCACCACAUCCAGAGAACUUGAUCACGCUGUUCGAGUUCGUGCUGAAAGGCCUAGACGCGUGCUUGUACCAGGAGCACAUAGAUUAUAACAUUGUUAGGUCGACUAAUCCAGAUUUUAAGAAGGCUAUUGUCAGGAUAAAUAUUGCAAGGAACUCGAGGCAAACUGUGCAGUACAUAACCCCAGACGAUCACUCCCUCCUGGCGGCGGCAGACUUGGUGCUAGUGGACGAGGCGGCAGCCAUUCCCCUGGUGCACGUGUCGGCGGCUGCGCAGAAGGCUCCCCUGGCGCUGCUGUCCUCCACCGUGUCGGGAUACGAGGGCACAGGACGUGCGCUCUCACUCAAACUGUUCUCACAGCUACAGACCCAACAUAAUGCGCCUCCACCGAUAAAACUCGAAGAGCCAAUACGUUACCGCACAGGAGACCCAGUAGAAGCCUGGCUGAAUAGCCUCCUGUGCCUGGAGGCUCCGGCCCCGUCCCCCGGCGCAGGUGCUCCGCCCCCCGCCGCGUGCGAGCUAUACCGCGUCAAUAGAGACGCGCUGUUCUGCUAUCACAAGGCAGCCGAGGCGUUCCUGCAUCGACUUGUGUCCAUUUAUGUGUCCAGUCAUUAUAAGAACAGUCCCAACGACCUGCAACUACUCGCGGAUGCGCCUGCGCACUGUCUGUUUGUACUGCUGGCACCGACACCACGCAACUCCACCGCCAUGCCAGAACUGUUGUGUGUUAUACAGAUGUGCCUCGAAGGAAAUAUUUCCGACAAGACAGUGCGUGACAGUCUCGGGCGCGGUCGUAAGGCGGCCGGCGACUUGAUACCGUGGAAUAUUUGCGAACAGUUUGGCGAUAAGGACUUUCCGAAAUUAUCCGGAGCUAGAAUAGUCAGGAUUGCGACGCAUCCUUCUUAUCAAAGGAUGGGAUACGGCAAGCGUGCCCUACAACAACUAGCGGCGUACUACAGCGGCGAUAUACCCUGCCUUGACGAGGAACAAUCUGAUGAAGAAGACAACCAAACAAACGCACAGACAAACAAUCUGCACACGGAAACCAUCGCGCCCAGAUCUAAGCCCCCUACAUUACUCCGUCGCCUGUCAGAAGUGAGAGCGGAACAUUUAGACUAUCUAGGGACCAGUUUUGGCCUAACUGAAGAAUUGCUCAAGUUCUGGAAGUCUCAGAAAUAUGUUCCGGUUUAUUUGAGUCAAAAAGCAAACGAGCUGACAGGCGAACACUCGUGUAUAAUGCUGCGAGCCCUUCGCGACCCGUCGUGGGUGGCGGCCUACAGCGGAGACUUCAGGCGGAGGCUGUCUCGAUUACUAGGCAGGUCGCUGCGGAAGCUGUCCUGCUCUCUCGCGCUGUCCACCCUCGUCAAUGACAGCGUGAAGCUUGACAAGCCGGAACUAACGAAGCAGUUGAUAGAGCAACACUUCUCGGGCCACGACCUGGGCCGCAUCGAGGCGUACUCCAAGCAGCAGGCGGAUUACAGGUUGAUCACAGAUCUACUCACGCCGCUGGCCAAUCUCAUAUUCCACGCUAAAAGCAAUAUCAAGUUGGAUGCUGUGCAACAGGUGAUAUUCAUAGCAAUGGGCUUCCAAAUGAAAGACGUGGACGACAUCUCAUCAGAGCUCGGUCUACCAUCCUCUCAAAUCUUGGCCAAGUUCUACGAGGCGUGCAAGAAGAUUAACUCUGGAUUGAACGCCGUUCUAGAAGAUACAGUGGCUAAAGAGAUCGGCAUAGAAGAUAAAACAGCAGAUGACGUUAACAUCCAGGGUCCAGUCAAGGAGAGUCUGCAGCAGGAGUUGUCCAAGGCUGCUAAGGAAUUGGAGCGCAAGCAGCGUAAGGAGUUGUCCCGGUUGAUGGGAGAGGACCUCGCGCAGUACCGCAUCAAGGGGUCCGACAUGGACUGGGGUCAGGCGCUCGCCGCUUCCAAGCAGAAGAACAUCGUGUCAGUAAAGAGUGGAGAGAAGCGGCUCGGUGACGACAGCAAAGAAAUCGACGAACUAAUAGAAGCCCACAGCGAGAAAAAGAAGAAGAAAAAGAAACACGUCAGAAAUAAUAUGUAGUAAACGAAAUUUUUUCCUA